Messenger RNA from Apis cerana (Asiatic honeybee), 6744 nucleotides. It is a transcript of the gene Enoph, whose product is annotated as enolase-phosphatase E1. NCBI's taxonomy places the organism in Eukaryota, Metazoa, Arthropoda, Insecta, Hymenoptera, Apidae. The record is from RefSeq and is a predicted model, not a curated record. Gene Ontology annotation, molecular function: acireductone synthase activity; magnesium ion binding.
CACACACACCGGCGCAGAACGAGGAGCGAAUUCACUCGCCGGCUCUCAACAAGAACGCGUCGACAUAUACACCGUGCUUGAACGUACUGAGGUGAUAUAUUUCUUAUUUAUCCUACGGUCGAAGGCGAGUCAAUCGUAAAAAUGGCCGGGGAAAAGCGUACUCAGGAUCAAGAGGAAACCUUAUUGUCAGAAACGGUGAUCUUAGUUGACAUCGAAGGCACUACGACGAGCAUAAGCUUCGUGAAGGACACACUUUUUCCUUACGUGCGAGAGAAUUUAAAGAAAUAUAUUGAAACUAAAUGGGAAGAUGAAGAAUUCAAACAAGACUUUGAAAAAUUAAAGGAACAGGCAAAGAAAGAUGAAGAAGAUAAAAUUGAUGGUUUUAUACCAAUUACUGAUAUUAAUACAGAAGAAGAAAGAGAAUCACUUGUAAAAAAUAUAUUAUGGCAAAUGGAUUGUGAUCGAAAAACCAGUGCAUUAAAACAAUUACAAGGGCAUAUGUGGCGUGAAGCUUAUAAUUCUGGAUCAAUUAAAGCACAUGUUUAUGAAGAUGUACCAAAAGCACUAGAAUCAUGGACGAGUGAUGGUAAAAAGGUCUAUGUUUAUUCGAGUGGUAGUGUUGAAGCACAAAAACUUCUAUUUGAACAUUCAAUAUAUGGUGACUUACUUAAGCAUUUCAGUGGUUAUUUUGAUACUGAAGUAGGUCCAAAACAAGAAUCAAAUAGUUACAAAAAUAUAUUAAGUAAAAUUGGAGCUGAAUCAUCAGAUGUAAUUUUCUUAACUGAUGUUGUAAAAGAGGCUACUGCUGCAAAAGAAGCUGGUUUAUCAACAGUUAUAGUACUACGCGAAGGCAAUGCUGCUCUUACAGAUGAAGAAAGAGUGGCUUCUACAACUAUUAAGUCAUUUUUAGACUUAACAUUUCAAACUUCUACAAAACGACAAAAAUUGGAAGCUAUAGAAGUUCAAAAAGAUACAAACAAAUCCACAUCUGAUGUUAAUGAACCAAUGGAUACUUCUGAAGAUGUUGAAAUGUCUGAUAUUAAUAAUAAAGAAAAGAAGAUUGAUAAAAUAGAUGUAAAAGAAGUUAUCCAAGAAGAAGUAAAAGAAUGUGCUAAAGAUCAGCUACAAAAAGAAGUACAAAUUUCAGAUGUGAAAAUGGAAGAGCCUAUGGUUACUGAUAUGAAAGAUGCAGCAAACGCUGAAAAACUAAUGGAAAAUAAAUCUGAAAAAAUAGAACUUCAACCAUCUGAGGUGAGUACAAAAUUAGACACUUCUGAAAAUGUGCAAGUUACUAUGAGCGGUAGCACUGAAUCAACGAUAAAAUCUUCGAAAGAUGAUAUUGACAAAUCUGCUGUUUCUGAAAAAAUAGAAAAAUCUAUAACAGAAAAAACUAUAGAGUCUAUAUCAGAAACUCUUACUGCCAAUGAUACCUUGAAUGUUGGGACAAGUGAGUCUAAAUCAAAGUCUGAUCAAGUUUCUAUUAUAGAGAAUAAGACUGAAGAAUUUUCAAACAUUGAUAAAGAAAUAAAAUCUGAUGAUAUAAAAAUAUCAGAUGUAAAAACUAUUGAAAACGUAUCACAAGAAAAGAAUAUUAACAGUAUAAAUGAAAAAUCAGAAGAAUGUUCCAAUAAAUCACAAAAAGAGAUGAAAGAGGAGUCCACUGAAAAAAUUGUAAUUAAUUCUAGUAUAAUAGAAACUCAAACAUCAGAAAAUGAUACAUCUUCGAUAAAAUCUGCACAAGAACCGACAAAAACAGAAGAAAAACCUGCAGAAAAUGGUGAUGUUCCAUUAACAAAUGUAGAAAAAAUUAUUGCACCAACGAUAACAGAAUUAGAAGCUACUAGUAGCAAAGUAGAUACAAAUACUGAAAUAAAAAAUAUCACAGAAACAGUUAAAGAAAUAAAAUCUGAAAAAGAAACAGAAUUGACUAAUGUAAAAUCUUCUAAAACAAAAGAAAUAGAAGAAACAUCAAUAUCUAAAAUUGAUGCAGAAAAACAAGUAAAUGUAGAAAUAUCAAAACAGGAAUUAACAGAGAAACCAAUAAAAGAAGAAACUGUAGUGGAUGAAAUAAAAGAAACAAAUAUAGUGGAUUCCGAAAAGAAAAAAUUAAAUAGUACAACACAAAACGGAGAUACAGAUGUGCCAGUGUCAGAUGAUAAAUUACAAAGAAAUGGACUAAAUGAAGGAUCAUCGAACGAAAAUAUUAAUUCGUCUACGAGCGAAAGUACAUCUGCGCAAAAUGGUGAACCAGAGAGUUCCUCUGAAGCUAGUGCAGACUCUAUAAAAGUCAAAAAAGUCGUUGAUUCUGCUGUAGCCGAUGGUGCCGGCGAACCUGACGUUGUUCCCCCUGUAGUUGUAGCUGCGACGUCUUAAUCUUGUUCUUAUACAUUUUAAGAAGUCCUUCAUACAUAACCCCAACCCACAAUACUUAUCCGCAGAUAUAAACUGAAAAGUUGGCUCCCUACACCUUACAUAAAUCGUACGACGUUAAAGAUGUAAUACGUUAAUUUAAGAUACAGUUCAUAAGAUUUCUAUUUCUUCGACAAAUGUGAAGGGAAAUGAUAGUAAUGACAUAUACAGCGUGUCUCAGAUUCGAUUAUCUUUUACAUGUCACAGUUUGAUAUAUAUAUAUAUAUACAUACAUACAUACAUAUAUAUAUCUCAUAUUUGUCGAUUAUGCUUAAUAGAAAAUUUAAGAAAGAUCAUAAACACUCAGUUCCUAUACUUCCUACUUUACAUUGCUUAAUUUAUUUUAUUAUACUUUAUCUACAUUUUUUAGUUUGUUUAUACAAAUGUAUUUUUUAUAAUUGACAUUUAUAAUUCAAAUUGACUCGAGGAUAAUCGAAAAUGUCAUUCGCUGUAGUCAAUAAGUAUUUUUAAUUUUUCUUUUUUUAUUACAUUUUAUAAUGUGUAUUAAGAUUUUUCUUUUAUAUUGUCUAAAUGGAAUGUUAUACUAUGAAAAUUUAUAGAAUAGCAAAUUCAUCAUAGUUGGAGUAUGCUAAAAUAUUGAAUGUACUUUGUGCCAAAUGAAUUAAUUCGUCAGUUUGAAGAUUUUUAUGAUUAUAUAGGAUAUUAAUAUAUUCAUGAGAUACUUUUGGAAAAUUAAUUUUAAAAGCUAAACAAACACAGAAGUAUAAAAUAUAAAAAUGUUUGAAUUUUAUAAGGAAUUUAAGCUUAUGUUAGAUAAAAUAAGCUCGAUCUAUCUCUGUCACAUUACUAUCUUAUUUUAUUUUAUUUCAUCUAACGUAAAUUUAAAUUUUUUAUAACUUGAUAAAUAAAUCAACUUUUUUAUAUACUUUUGUUUUUGUUUCUGUAUUAAAAUUGAUCCUCUAAAAAUGUCAUAUGGAUAUAUUAGCAUUCUAAGUUUAAAGAUCUGAUCAUAUUUUAGUUUCUUACAACAAUCAGGGAACUUUAAUUAUAUAUUUUAAGACUGAAUUGGUAAUGCCUCCAAAAGUCGCUGGCUUUAGAUUAACGAUAUGAUUUUUUGCAUACUCUUGAGUACUUAAAUUGUUAAUAACACAGUGAUCUUGGAAUCAUAAGUCCAAACUUACUGUCGAACAACUGUGUUUUACAAUGAAUUUUAUUUGACUAUAUUAGAUAUAUUUUUCAAAUUUCAAAGAAUGCUGUGCGACUUAUUGUAAUGUGUCUGACAUUAUAUUCCUAUUUUCUUUUUCUUUUCGACAUUUUUUUAUUGAAAUGUAUAUUUCUAAUUUAGAACAUUUUGAAUAAUGUUGGCCUAUAUGCAUUACGCGUUUCUGUUUUUUAUAUUUCGUAUUACAAUUAACAUUUAUCGAUAUUAACUUAAUUUUGAGCAAUUUAAAAUUUUGUGUUGCAUUUAUUAGUAUUCUAUAAAAAUUAUAAUAUUCAUUUAUUGUCAAUGACGCGACUAUAAUACGGUAUAUAUUACAUGCAAACAUUAUUUUGUUAGUUUUAUAAAAUAUAUUUAAUAUAGAAUAAUCCGAUUAGAAGGAAAAAUACUUCGGUUUGGAAAUUUAUUUUUUCAUUUCUACGGAUUAAUAUAUGAAAAUUUAUUUUAAAAUAACCGUUUCCCGAUAGUGAUAAUUUUUUUCCUGUUUUUUUAAGAUUCGUAAAUUAUUUUCAACAAAAUUUGAAAGAAGAACUCAAUUAUUUAUUUAUUAUCCAUUCCUGCAAAAUUGACUGUGAUUUAACGAUAUAAUAAUAGACAUAGGGAAUUUAAACCAAUUCAUUUAUUAUUCACAUUUAGUAUUUUGUUUGGCAGGUUAUUAUAUUAAUAUUUUUUUUUUUUUUUUUAUAUAUAUAUAUAUAACGAAAUUAAUAUACAUCCUGUCUGAUUGAAAUCACUGUGAAGACUGUAGAUGAUAUAGUCUGUAAACAAUCAAAGUUUCUAUAUUUCUUCUUUUUUUUUAAAUUACAAUUGUUUUUUGUCAGCGGCUAUGCUAAAAAAAUUCAACAAUGCAUAAAGUCGAGUAAACGAAAUAAAAUGCAACGUCAGCUAUUAUCUUAUAAGUAUAUGUAUAGUCAGUAACGAUUAUAUUACGAGAUUUCAAACAAAUGCAUAUUUUUUACAAGACACUUGACAGACCUCGCAUUUAUUUAUAAGAUAUUCUUACGGUGAUGAAAACCAUUUAAAUACUCAUUAAUUUUUUUUGACGUUGCAUAAUUCAUUAUGAAUGAAAAAAUGAAAAGAUUAAAAUGAUCUUCAUUCGUUACCUGAAACGGAAUUUAAAUUUUGUGUUUAAUAAUGAAAAAUAUUCGAAGAUAUUAUAAAGGAUAAGAUACAUUACUGAUGUUCGAUUUGAUCCUAUAUGAUAACUUAUCCUUAUCCUUAAAUCAAAUAAAUAAAAAAACAUUUUCCAAUUAAUAUUAUAAAACAGUUGCAAAUUCAUUGAAUGUAUACUCAAUUAAAUAAGUAUAUUCAAAAAUGCUCAAUUGAAAAAAUUAAAUGGUUUCAUUAAAAAUUCUUAACAAUAAUUGACAAAGAAAACAUUAUGUUAACAGCCUCGAAGCGUUAACGAUUGUAAACUGCCGAUUUUUUGCCAUAAUGAAUUUUUUUAAUUGUUUUUUCAGUAAUAUUUUAACUACUGACUGCCAUCAGUAUAAUAAAUUUAAACUUUCAGACGUUAGCUAGCAAUAUGUAUAAAAUUUUUCUCGACUGACUUUCAUGGCAUCAUCAGAUAUCAUCUCCAUAUCAUUCAUUAUUAUUCUUGUGUCAAUAGUCGAAAGAAUCGAAGUACAUAUUGGUAAUUUGCGUCUUGUAAUUUCUUUUUUUUUCUUUUUGCUAGUGCUCAAUUUUAACGAACCUUAGUCUUUUUUCUUCAAACAUACACGAUCGUGUUUAAUUAUACAUAAAAUAGCGUCGUUAAUGUACUAAGUUUAGGGAUCGUUAACUCUUUGCGGUUUUGUAAGGUUUAAAUAUUACUAGAAUUAAUACGAAAUGAAACAAAUAUAAAUUUAUGAUUGGUCGUAUAAAAUUUAACAGAAUGAAUUAUUAAUUUUUCAAUAAUGUGAACCGCAAAGUGUUAAAAUGAAAAGUGUUUGUAAGUUUAAUGUUUAAAUUUUUGACUGUGACGUGUCAACUUAAAGAUUCGAAUCAACGUUUGAUACCCGGUGUGAUGCGACCAUACUCUGAAAUAUGUAUGAAUGCAGUUUUAUUGUGUUAUAUUCUCACAUGAGGUCGCCUGGCCAUCGUACACUGCCUUGUUAUUUAUUAUCUUAUAUGAUGUACCGGAUAUUGACCGAUCAAAAUCUUCAUUAGUCAUGAAUCAUUAAUAAAACAUCAAUGCUUUGUAUUUUGUUGAAAAUUAAAUGAGUGUGUCGCAUAUAAUAUAAUUUUUUCAUUCGUGACACAUUUCAUCAUUUAAACUCGUACGUAUAAUAGUUGUAGAUUUUGUAAGCGAAUUAAAACGUAACAUAAUUUCUCAAAACGUUUUUUCACAGCUUACAAGUCGAACAGCUACUUAAAUUAUAUGCGUAAGAUUUGUCGUCCUUUCAGAAUACAUUAGAUACUGAAAUACAUUAAGUACAGAAGAUAGGAAAUAUUAAUAAACAAUAGCUUCGUAUCGAUUAGCGAUUAUUAUUUGUAAUUCAUUGGCUAUUUUAUGUAACAUGUCAAUAUAAGUGUAGGAGAGAAUGUACGGACUUAAUUGAUACUUUUUAACGAUAACCUUCGAUGGAGAUUCCUGAAACAAAGACUCGUAUCCUAUAAGAGACUGCUCUGUUGCUUUUUUUUUCUCAGCCAAGUAUUUUACAUGUUUUUUUCUUUUCUUUUGUUACAUGAAACCAUUCGUAGUUACUAUUUCCCAGUGUUCUCUAAAUGAUUAACGCGCGCGUGUGUGUGUUUGUGUUUGUGUGUAUGUGUGCGUGUUACACGUGAGGGCACAAAGCUGAGUUCUAUUUCAUGGUAUCAAUUUUAAUGAUCAUCAGAUCUUAAAUACAACUUUAUUGGAUGAAAUAACAUAUUAUUGGCUCCAGAAUGGUAUGUACAGGAAAACAUUGACGGUUCUGUUCCCUUUGAACUUUUGACUGCAUUCGUAGAGCAAAAUAAAUGAAUUUUGCAAUUAGAAUCUGAGAAUUCACCUUUUAUUUCAUUAUUCCUAAAGAAGGUUUUGAAUGCGUGAACAAGAUUUGUUUUUGAGAGAAAGAGAGAAAGGAUCCUUGAAAAUGAAGCGAGUAUACUCAUCUUCUUCUUCAUAUUAAAUUUUAUUUAGAUGUAUAUAUUCUUAUGAUAAUAUUAAAUUAAAUGUAAUGGAAGUAAGAAAAUAA